AGAUACUUCAUCUCUUCGGUGUACCAAUUCAUCUCUCUACCGCUAUAGCUCAGUCAGACGGUCGUACGCUAUAUUGCUCUCUCCGUUUCCAACUGCUCCUCUCCCCCUAGGUCGGACGCAGCCUACACCACGCCGUUCGUCUAAUAUCCCGACCAAGUAAUACACAUACAUGGCUGCCAAAGCUGAGAAUGUGAAUGAACCUCCUAUCAAUGAGCAAGCGGUUGCCAACAUAUACAGUUCUUUAAGGUCUGAAAUGAACCAAAUAUAUUCCAAAAUCACCGAACUAGAGAUGGAAGCCAGUGAACACACUCUUGUGAUGAAUGCCAUAGAGCCGCUUGACCCAUCAAGGCGGUGCUACAGGCUGGUUGGAGGUGUACUUGUUGAGAGAACCGUUAAAGAAGUGCUGCCUGCUGUGCAGCGUAACAAGGAGGGGCUUCAGGAAUUGAUUGCUCGUCUCAAUGAAGCAUUGGAGAAGAAGAAGAAAGAGAUUUCUGAGUUUGAGGCGAAGUACAAAAUAAGGAUUAGAAAGCAAGAUAGUGAGGUGCAAGAAGAGGAGAGUGGUCGGUCGAAGGAAAGCUCUGCACAGGGGGUCCUUGUUGGUCCUGCUGAUGCCUCUAAUGAAUAGAGAGACUGGGGGUGAUUAAUGCAGUGGUUACCCAUGGUGUGAUCUUUUCUGAGACAUUGUUUCUCAAUUGAGGUCCAAAAUUCAGAAGUGUGUUAUUCCUUGUAAUAUAUAUUGCCCUUUAUAAACUGUGAUGUUAUUAACUAAAACUUGAGGGUCCUAAUUACCGUUUUGCUUGUAACAUUUCACAACUAUAAUGCUUCGUUUACAAUUUCUGGGACUAUGGUUGGCCUGGUUCUAAAACACGAGCGAACUGGGAGUAAAUAGCUGGGCUGGUUGCCACUUGCCA
Molecule: messenger RNA, 911 nt
Organism: Cuscuta europaea
Lineage: Eukaryota; Viridiplantae; Streptophyta; Magnoliopsida; Solanales; Convolvulaceae
Source: the annotation of a GenBank genome assembly